This is a messenger RNA of Nicrophorus vespilloides, 1265 nucleotides long. RefSeq lists its product as uncharacterized. The record is from RefSeq and is a predicted model, not a curated record. The coding region runs from base 61 to 522 and encodes 153 amino acids. The transcript has 2 exons. Lineage: Eukaryota; Metazoa; Arthropoda; Insecta; Coleoptera; Silphidae.
CCUAUUUCGACAUACCAAGUUAAAGAUUUACACCAAUUUUCUACCUCAAGAAGAUUGUAGAUGAACAGUAGCAAAAUGGUCAAAAUCUGUUGCGUCAUAGGAUGUUCUACAAAGCAGGGUGACGGUAUAAUGCUACGAAGAUUUCCUCCCAUCGGUUUUCCCCAAUUUGAACAGUGGAAAAUUGCAACACGCAACCCUUCAAUACUGAACAAGGAUUACAAGUACAUUAAAAAAAAUAAAAGGGUAUGCAACCUCCAUUUUAAAGAAACCUACAGAGACAGAGUUACCUUUUUGAAACACGACAUACCAUUUUUAACGGAAAAUGUUAUGGAAAUGGAGAAUGAAGAAAGUAAUGUUGUUGCUGCUAGUUGCAGCAAUGUUGGUAAUAAUCUUAUUAAUUCGGAUCAAUACUACUGUGAGGCGAUGAGUAUUGUUAACCAAUUGGAUUCCCAUAUAGAAGAUGUGGAAGAGAAAGUGAGUGUUAAUUGGGAAGGACAGAAGGCAAUUACAAAAAAAAGUUAGCUAUUUAGAAAAAUUAAAUAAAAAAAAAAUAUAAAAAGCAAUGUAAAGAAUUACGACAAUGUAAAAAUUAAAUAUGAAUGAUCAAAAUUUAAAAAAAAAACAAAUUUGUAAUGCUGAUAGCAAGAAAAAGGGAGAAUUUUAUAAUUGGGACGACAAAGUAUUUGUACUUGGAAUAUUUAAACAGAGUAGAAAAUGCUACAGAUACCUAUCAAAUAUUAAAUUAUCAUUACCAAAAUUCCCAAGAUGAAGGUCUCAAAAGCUAUACAAGAGUUUAGGCAUUCAAUAGGUGCUAUUAUGGAAAUUAUGAUAGAAUUACAUCGGAAUCAAAGGGCUGUGCAAUUAUUUAAAUUAAGUGUUUGAUAGUUUAAAUUUUGGGAUAGUCAAAAUUAAUGGAAUUGAUGUAAAAAAAAUGUGUUAAAUCAUUUGCAAUUAUGGUAUGAGGUUGUAAGAAGCAUGAAAUUUGUUAAUCAGAGAAAUGAAGUAAUUACCAGUCGUACGAAUUUUUUUAGCAACUUUAAAUGGUUUUAUUAACCUAUAUUCCACACUGUUGCAAAAAAUAAAUAUAAAAUAUUUGCCAAUCAAAUCGAUCCUCUUGAAAAUUCUUUUAGCCAAUUGAGGUAAAUGGAAGGUCCAAACAGCACGCCUUCAUGUGUUUCAUUUAUAAAUAGAUUUUCAACGUUAUUAAUUAAUAACGUAAUGCAGCAGGCACAAAUUUCAAGACAGAUUGUUGUGAAUAUGUAAUU